Molecule: messenger RNA, 764 nt
Organism: Canis lupus familiaris (dog)
Lineage: Eukaryota; Metazoa; Chordata; Mammalia; Carnivora; Canidae
Gene: SPMIP9
Product: testis expressed 37
Exons: 4
Coding region: 16-684 (222 amino acids)
Cellular component (GO): cytoplasm
Source: RefSeq, a predicted model, not a curated record
UCCAUAUUCUCAACAAUGCUUAUUUUUUCUUUUUUGGAUCACAGCCAGCCUAAAGGUGUGAAAGAGGGUGAAAUUUUGACGGAGGAGGGACAAGCCAGCUUUUCAGGCAACAGCACCCUGGAGGGGCCAUGGUUAUCUGCUAUGGCAGGUGCGGUGUACCCCAGACAGGCCCCUGUGGAUUUAGACAUAUACCAAAGCUCCUACAUGGUUGACUAUCAACCCUACGGGAAGGACAAAUACUCCAGGGUCACACCACAAGAGCAGGUGAAGCUGGAUGCCCAACUCCGGGACAAAGAAUUGUAUAGGCCCAUCCCCAGCUCCAAGCCCAAGCUAGAGGAUGGGUACCCCGCCUUCAGAACACUCCACAUGACCGCCAGAGACCUGGGGCAGCCCGGCUUCUUCCCCCCGCAGGACCAUGGGACCGCAGCAGAGGACGAAUGCAGGUUCACCAGUAUCUGCCGUUCCGUGUACCCCGCUUGCCACCCCCUGUACCUGGCCCAAGGUGAUCCCAACCGGGGCCGCCAGAGCACCGGCUUUCCAUGCCUCCUGGAGCCUGAGCGCCAGCCUGCGGCGGACGUGGGCAAAGGCUACUUUCUACUGCCUGGCUGUCUCUGUCCUUAUCACCACAAAGUCAAGUUCCCCAUCUUGAACCGAUGGGGCCCCUUGAUGCCAUUUUACCAGUAGGAUGGGCAGGAGCCCCUUCGGGGGUGCCGUGGCAAUCCUCCCUCUCCCAAGGAAGCCCCCUACCCCCCCCCCCCCACCCC